AUUUCAACGACCACUGUAAAUCUAGCUCAGAGUUCAAACUCGAUCACAGAAACUAGAAGAGGUUGGAAGUUAAGGGGUAAUGAUCAAUCAAGAUCUUCUGUAAUAGUUGCUAGAACACACAUUCUACCUACUACUACACCAUGCUGGCCUCUAAUUUUAGGGCAAUGCAAGGCGGUGUAUUGAGUCAGGGAGGUGACUCUGAUGACUUUGUCGAGGUGUGGGCUAGGAACAUUGACCAGGCCUUCAUAAAGAUCAGGAACAUCAUCCAGGAGUACCCCUACGUUGCGAUGGACACAGAGUUUCCAGGUAUUGUGGCCAAACCUAUCGGAGAGUUUCGUAGUCCCGCGGAGUACCAGUACCAGCUGCUCAAGUGCAAUGUAAACCUGCUCAAGCUCAUCCAGCUCGGACUAACCUUUUACAACGACAAGGGAGAGAGGCCUCCAAGCAUGUGCACCUUUCAAUUCAACUUCAAGUUCAGUCUUGGAGAGGACAUGUAUGCUCAGGACUCUAUAGACAUGCUGGCUCAUGCUGGGAUCCAGUUCAAGAAGCACGAGGAUGAGGGGAUUGAUAUCUACGAAUUUGCUGAGUUGCUCACUUCCUCAGGCCUGGUCCUCUGUGAGGAGGUUACCUGGAUCACAUUUGCCAGUGGCUAUGAUUUUGGCUACCUGAUGCGUGUGCUGACUGGGGUGAAACUUCCCGAUGAGGAGAAGGAAUUUUUUGAGCUCAUGUCCCUUUAUUUUCCUCGUGUCUAUGACGUUAAAUAUCUCAUGAAGAGUUGUAAAAACCUCAAGGGCGGGUUGCAGGAGGUUGCGGAAUCUUUGGAAUUGAAGAGAGUGGGCACCCAACACCAAGCUGGGAGUGACAGCUACGUCACAGGAGCUGCCUUCUUCAGAAUGAAAUAUAAUUUCUUCGAUGAUAACAUAGACGAGGAGAAGUACUGCGGCUACCUGCACGGGCUGGGAAACACCUACUGUGGGCUUUCGUCCCUCAACAGCAACGGAUUCACGGAGGCCUCUCAGUAAUAUUCUCUUUUGUCUAGUCUGCCACUCUAUACUUUUUGUAACUCACAGCCCAUGCGUUACGUUGUGUAUGACAUCAUCAUCGAUUGAUCAUGACAA
Halichondria panicea is the source of this 1118-nucleotide messenger RNA. RefSeq names its product CCR4-NOT transcription complex subunit 7-like. The transcript is spliced from 6 exons. Gene Ontology annotation, cellular component: CCR4-NOT core complex; CCR4-NOT complex; P-body. Gene Ontology annotation, molecular function: nucleic acid binding; poly(A)-specific ribonuclease activity. The coding region runs from base 141 to 1022 and encodes 293 amino acids. Lineage: Eukaryota; Metazoa; Porifera; Demospongiae; Suberitida; Halichondriidae. The record is from RefSeq and is a predicted model, not a curated record.